CUUCUUUAAAUGGAUUAAAAUCCUCUUCCUAUCUUCAAUUAAGUAAAAGAUAAAACUAAGCAAAGAAAAGCAAUUGAUUAAGAGAUAAAAUCAAAGCUAAUUAUGAGUGUAGUUAAUGAUCGUCUUCCAAUUUAUUAGGUAAUGAAGAAUUACAAUAAUUAAUUAUUUUAGGCUGCUAUUCUCCAUAAAGUUAAAUAUUCAUCUGCCAAGCAUAUUCUAAGAAAUUACUUCAAUGAUACAGCUAACUUUUUUUCUACUUAAAGAAAGAGAAAGAGGAAAAUAUUAUGCAAUAAUGUCUUCGUAUUUAUUGAUGCAUAUUCUGGAAAAAUUAUUAUCAAGAAAUAAUAAACUUAUUCCAUGUCUUGUGCAAAUAAUGGAUCUACUCCAGUUUUAUAAUAAAAAAUCUUAAGCUAACUUUCAAAUGCCAUUUAUCUAGAAGUUCACCCAUUUUCAAGUAUAAUUUAAUAUUAUGGUAUUCUUAGAAAAAAUAGCUAAACACAUAAAUUAAACUGAACAUAUUCAAAAAGACUUAUAUAAGUUAUAUGAGAUCAUAAAAUAGUAGCAUAAUGAAAUGACGAAUUUAAAGGAAUAAUAUUGA
Molecule: messenger RNA, 598 nt
Organism: Paramecium sonneborni
Lineage: Eukaryota; Ciliophora; Oligohymenophorea; Peniculida; Parameciidae
Source: the annotation of a GenBank genome assembly